This is a messenger RNA of Geodia barretti, 408 nucleotides long. The record is from the annotation of a GenBank genome assembly. Lineage: Eukaryota; Metazoa; Porifera; Demospongiae; Tetractinellida; Geodiidae.
CUGGUGGGCAUCAAAUCGCGGGAGGUAUAUGAAACUCCGUCUGCGGUUUCCCUGCACGCCGCUCACAAAGCGCUGGAGACUCUUACCUUGAGCAAGGACCAGGCCCGCACCAAGGCCCGUAUUGCCCAGGAGUACGCGGACAUGGUCUAUAACGGCCUGUGGUUUACCCACCACCGGCUGGAUAUGGAUGCCUACGUAUCCAGCACCCAGAGAUACGUUACCGGCGAAGUCAGGGUGAGGCUCCACAAGGGGACCUGCACCGUGGUGGGCCGCAGCGCGCCCCAGGCUCUGUACAACUACAGCCUGGCCACCUAUGACCGCGACGACCAGUUCGACCAUUCCGCCGCCGCCGGGUUUAUCGACAUUUUUGGCCUGCCGGUAAGAACCCAGAACCAGGCGCAGGGGUAA